AUGUUGCGAUUUUCCUGGCUGCCCAAGACCCCCGCUGAUGUGAACGGCACGGCCACCAUCGACAUUCCCGACAACUUCUGGGCCGACAUGAUCGACAUGUCGAUGGGCUUCUGGCGCUACCCUGGCUCGCUCACCACCCUCGAGUGCAACGAGAUCGUCGAGUGGCACGUCGUGCGCAAGGCCAAGUUCCUCUCCUUCGCCCAGACCAUAACUUUCAUGAACAUGCUGGCGAAGCAAAACACCGAGCGCACUGACAACCGCCUCCCCGAGCCCGUCAAUGGCCGCACCGUUACCUACUACACCACCGUCUCCUCUUAG
Molecule: messenger RNA, 318 nt
Organism: Closterium sp. NIES-65
Lineage: Eukaryota; Viridiplantae; Streptophyta; Zygnematophyceae; Desmidiales; Closteriaceae
Source: the annotation of a GenBank genome assembly